GCUGUGGGCUGGCCUGGGAUCCGAGGGGCCGCGUCCCCCAGAGGAGGGGCAAGAAUCCUGCAGCUGAGAAAGAAGCUCUCAGCGGGAGGGAGGCGGCGGGCUUGACUGACAACAGGAGAGGGCUGGCUUUUUGGAGGGCUCUUAGCAACGGCCCUGGUGUGACCUCCCUCAGCCUGGAGAAAAUCGAAUCAGUGCACCAUUCUAGCAAAAGCCAUGCAGCACAGGCAGCUGACUGUCAAGGCGGCCGUCCUCUCUGCCUGUUAAUCACCUGCUCCGUCCCAUCUCAGGGUCCCUGCCACUGCAAAGUGCUACUGGAAGGAGUGAGAAACGACCACCCAGCUCCCUUGCUGCCUGUGAAUCGAUGGCUAACCGGGGCCCGAGCUACGGCUUAAGCCGAGAGGUGCAGGAGAAGAUCGAGCAGAAGUACGACGCGGACCUGGAGAACAAGCUGGUGGACUGGAUCAUCCUGCAGUGCGCCGAGGACAUCGAGCACCCGCCCCCCGGCAGGGCCCAUUUUCAGCAGUGGUUGAUGGACGGGACGGUCCUGUGCAAGCUGAUAAACAGUUUAUACCCACCUGGACAAGAGCCCAUUGCCAAGAUCUCAGAGUCCAAGAUGGCUUUUAAGCAGAUGGAGCAGAUCUCCCAGUUCCUAAAAGCUGCAGAGACCUACGGCGUCAGGACCACUGACAUUUUUCAAACAGUGGAUUUAUGGGAAGGGAAGGACAUGGCAGCUGUGCAGAGGACCCUGAUGGCUUUAGGCAGCGUUGCAGUCACCAAGGAUGAUGGCUGCUACCGGGGAGAGCCAUCCUGGUUUCACAGGAAAGCCCAGCAGAAUCGGAGAGGAUUUUCAGAGGAGCAGCUUCGCCAAGGACAGAAUGUGAUAGGCCUGCAGAUGGGCAGCAACAAGGGCGCCUCCCAGGCGGGCAUGACGGGGUACGGGAUGCCCAGGCAGAUCCUGUGAGACGCUGCAUCCGUCCCCAGUAGAGAGGACGGAUGUUCCACACCACGGGUCUCUAUGACAAAGAAAUAGUUAGUCACCUUCUGACCUUUCUCAAAGCCUCCUGUCCCUGGUUUUUGCAAGUGCUGCAUUUCUGCUGAGAACCCGCGUUGCCUACUGCUGCCACCUCCUGUUCAUUUAGAACUAUGCAAAGACUCCGCUUCCUCCCCCUCAGCUCCUUCUUUACCCUCAAGUCUCCGUUUGUCUGAUUAUUUAUUUAUUUAUUUCCCCAAAUUUUCCCUUCUCCACUUACAGAACACACCAAAUAAACAAAUUAGUCUUAUGUCUUAAA
Myotis brandtii (Brandt's bat) is the source of this 1289-nucleotide messenger RNA. RefSeq names its product transgelin 3 (gene TAGLN3). The record is from RefSeq and is a predicted model, not a curated record. Gene Ontology annotation, molecular function: protein binding. The transcript has 5 exons. Bases 362 to 961 code for a protein of 199 amino acids. NCBI's taxonomy places the organism in Eukaryota, Metazoa, Chordata, Mammalia, Chiroptera, Vespertilionidae.